Messenger RNA from Mercurialis annua (annual mercury), 482 nucleotides. Its product is annotated as nuclear transport factor 2B. Gene Ontology annotation, biological process: nucleocytoplasmic transport. Gene Ontology annotation, cellular component: nuclear pore central transport channel. The record is from RefSeq and is a predicted model, not a curated record. Lineage: Eukaryota; Viridiplantae; Streptophyta; Magnoliopsida; Malpighiales; Euphorbiaceae. The coding region runs from base 52 to 429 and encodes 125 amino acids. The transcript has 2 exons.
GGGCUGGUGGUGGAGAAGGAGAGAACUUGAAUACUGAACUAAGAAGACAAUAUGGAAGAACAGGUCGAAACAAUCGGUAGCGCGUUUGUGAACCAUUACUAUCAUCUCUUUGAUAACGACCGUUCUUCUCUUGCCGGGCUUUAUCAGCCUAGCUCGAUGCUUACUUUUGAAGGUCAGAAGAUAUUAGGGGUCGAUGAUAUAUCCGGUAAGCUAAACAACUUGCCGUUUGAACAAUGCAAGCAUGUCGUUAGCACCAUUGAUACACAGCCGUCGUCUUUUACUGGUGGCAUACUAAUCUUUGUCAGCGGCAGCCUCCAAUUGGGCGGAGAGGAUCAUCCUUUAAGAUUUAGUCAGAUGUUUCAUUUGAUUCCUGCGCUACAAGGAGGACUGUUUGUGCACAAUGAUAUUUUUCGCCUCAAUUAUGGCUAAUUUAUUCAUUAUGACGUUAUUAAUUUGAUGAAUAAAUAUUAUAUUUCCCUGAA